AUGUUGGUAAUUACCAAGUGUCCUUAACUAAUUUGCCCCACGUAGUUAAAAGCAAGAAAAUAAGACUUUAUGGUGGAAACGUUGUCAUCUCUAUUGUCUGUUGUUAUUUUGGAUAAUCGGUGGUCACAUUUAAUUAAGCUGCAUAAAAAUGGCAUGUAAUAUAACGUCGGAAAUGAUUGGGAAGUUAUGUCGAAUAUGCCUAGAAUCCAAGGACGAUUUGUUUUCGAUAUAUUCAAGUUUAGUAAUCAAUGCCCUGGAGAUUCAGAUACCGCGAAUUAUUGCUUCCCUAACCUCAGAUACUUUAGAAUGGAUAUGCAAUCCAGAUCUACCUCUCAACAUGUGCAUGGAUUGCGCCCAACUGUUGGAAAACGCUUACACUUUCAAACUGAAAUAUCAGUAUAAUGCAGAGAUUUUAAAAAAGUACCUUUCUUCACCCCGCUUGUCUCUACCUUUGUCAGAUGAUAGAGGUGCGACCACUCCUACUGAGGACGUCUCUGAAACCGAUCUGUUUGUACCCGAAAAUGAAAUGCAAAUGACCAAAACUGAAGAUAAGGCACUUGAAACUAUGCACCCAUGCCCUGUAUGUAUGAAAGAGUUUAACGCGUUCGACCUCAAACAACAUGCACCGGUACACAAGUCCUUGCGAAAGUACAUAAACGCGGCUCCGAAAUUACCUAACAAAGUCAAAUUUUACACAAACCCCCGUAACAAGAUGGCCAUGUUUGCCCAAAAACCCGUAAUACAUGAUUGUCCAUUCUGUGCCAAAAAGUUUCCCGGGGACGAAUUGCGUCGUCAUCUGCAAUUGCACAGGAACGAUAACCAGUUUGAGUGCAAAAGGUGCGGACGGUUUUUUCCAAAACGAAGGUAUCUGUUACUGCAUUUGCACACCCAUGACAAGGAGAGGCCCUACGUGUGUGAACAGUGCGGCAAGGGUUUCAUUGUGAAGAAAAAUUACGACUACCAUUUGUUGAUGCAUGAUAACAAGUUCCCUCAUGAAUGUACCGAAUGUGACACAAAAUUCUCUAACCCGCUUUACUUGAAACGUCACAUGGAGAGGCACAAGAUUGGCAAGACGAAGCAGGACAGUGGUCAGUUCCCGUGCUCGGUGUGCGACCAAGACUUCCCCAGUCGAAUAGAGUGCGCGAGGCACACGCGGCUCGUGCAUAACAUCAAGUGUGUCAAGUACAUGUGCCCGAUAUGCGGAAAGUUCGUGGUCGCUCUCGGCACCCAUAUGGCUGGCCAUACGGGCGAGAAACACUACACGUGCGAGCAGUGCGGCAAGCGUUUCGUCACACACCAGGUGCUCAAAAAGCACAUCCUUACGCAUUCCGGCCAGAAGCCGUUCGGGUGCGACAAGUGCGGCAAGUCUUUCACGCUCAAGAGUAACUUGCGCAUCCACCAGAGGACCCACGCUGGCCAGAAGCGGUUCUUUUGCAAUAUCUGCGGUCGGGGGUUCCUCGAGAAUAGUUAUCUGAACAGGCACAUCAAGUCUCACCUCAGAUGAUGACGUUAUUGCGUUUUGUGCCAAGGCGAUUAAAAAAAUUUUACACACGUGGAAGUGUGAGAAGCCGAAAAAGUUUUAAACACAGUAAUACCCUUUUUUUUUAAAUAAAAUUCCAGUUUUCAUGUUGUUAAUUCUUUAUUAAUUUACAUAUAUUUUAUAUUCAUUGCCUCUUAGAUAAUUAUCAAAGACCUGUUUAAGGAAUAUGCUGGGUGGCCCGUUUAUUAUGUAGUGAUCCCUUUAGCUGGCGGAAAAUAUCAAAAACACCUAGAGUUGUAUUUUUGCGAACAAGUGACAACUUUAUUUUAAAUAUAAGACCCAGUAGAAUAAAUAAAUCUUGACUUCUCCGGAAAAUUCUAGGCAUAUUCUAUAUGCUAUACCGUUACCGACAUAUUUUGAAUUUUAUGUCAAAAGUAACGUUUGCAAUGUACCUAUCGAUUUCUUCGAAGCCUUUGUAAUAUAUUUGCCGUUAAUUUUCUUAUAGCUGGGGAAUUUAUUUAGUGGUCUGUGUCGAUACUUAAAAAGUAAAUAAAUACAGGGUGAUCGAAAAGUAAUAUAAAAAAUUUUGUAGUUGUAGAUUUCGUAAUAUUAGCAAUAAAACGAUUCUCAUUAUAAAAAUGCUACAACGACCACAGUAUAACUGUGGUUUGUGGUUACGACGAAACAUAGAGAAGACAAAACAAUUUAACACUGCAGAAAGGUCCCUGUUUGACAGUUUUAUUGCAGCUAAUUUAGUACUUUUUUAUUGACUUAGUUAUUUUAAUACAAAAAUUGGUAUCCCAAGUACAUAAAAUGUUUUUCUAAAAAAAAAACUAAAUUUUAAUGUUCUCUUUGACAUAUAAAAGACUUGCUGAUCGAGGGUACCUUAUUUUCGGGUUUAUAAAGUUUCGUUUGCAGUACUCUUGGUUACAGGUCCUUUGUAGAGUAAAUAUCCUCUUACUAAUAGACACGUCAAUCUUAGAGCAUAAUUUAGUUGGGGGUACAUAAUAUAAUUAAGGUCGGAGUAGUCCAACCCCUGCAGAGGCCUGGCGGGUAAAAUAGUAAACUAGUCGGUAAGUUAGGACUAGGUUUGUCAUCAGCAAACAAUGCCAUAUCAAUAACGGCGGUACCAGCAACUGAGCUUUUGCCGAAGUUUAGGCUGUAUAAAAUUAGUGCCUUUUUU
Messenger RNA from Cylas formicarius (sweet potato weevil), 2663 nucleotides. RefSeq names its product gastrula zinc finger protein XlCGF57.1-like. Gene Ontology annotation, biological process: regulation of transcription by RNA polymerase II. The transcript has 3 exons. The coding region runs from base 149 to 1504 and encodes 451 amino acids. Gene Ontology annotation, molecular function: zinc ion binding; DNA-binding transcription factor activity; RNA polymerase II cis-regulatory region sequence-specific DNA binding. The record is from RefSeq and is a predicted model, not a curated record. Gene Ontology annotation, cellular component: nucleus. NCBI's taxonomy places the organism in Eukaryota, Metazoa, Arthropoda, Insecta, Coleoptera, Brentidae.